AAUGCAUUUUGUUCUUGACCACACCCCCACAUUAUUUAUAUCCGGUUUGUGUCGUUUUGAACCAUAUAAAUAAUGUCGCACACCUGAAGAAAGGUGAGUCAUUUAAGGUGAUUUUUUCUUUGACAAAUGAGAAAAUAAUUUAUACUAAAGCCAAAUAAACUUAGGAAGUGUUUGUUUGCCUUCAUUAGGUUUCACUAUACUAGACUAGAUUAAAUGUGAUUGUAGUCUGUUGUUUGUUUCCUGACCGGACUAGUUUUAAUGGGAUUAAUCCAGACUCGCCUUCACUAGCGAACCGACUAGCCGGUCUUAGCUUGUCCCACCCAAAACCAUGGGACUGGCUAAGAACUUCUUCUUCCUGCUCAGAUCACCUCAUCAACCUCGAUUUCGAAGGCACAAGCUUCGGGCGCGGCUUCAUCUCCGACGACGAACUCGUCGUCGCUUCAUCUUCGACGAUGACCUCGUCGGCUGGGUCAUCUCCGUCGUCUUCUUCUCCUUCGCUACUUCGCAAUCCACCAAUGGAACGUGUUGAAACGGGCGAGUCAGGGGAUGGAGUCAGCGACGCCAACACUGGGUCAUCGACAUGAGCAAUCGAGAGGGAUUCGGGUGAAGGUUAUGAACGGGAACCUGGAGUGGGCGCUGACGGUUAUGCAGAGGAAGAUGACGUCGAGUGGGAUCGAGCGGAUGAUAAAGCGGCAGCAAACCCACCACCUCAAGAGCUCUGAGAAGCGCAUCUUGGCCCGCAAGAAUGUCGAACAGAAACUCCGAUCUCAAGACCUCGCUCGCAAGCUCAAGGCCGUCCUCCUCAAGAAAGUCAGAUGCAUCAGCAGCAGCUGGGUUUACACCUGCAGCAAAGAACUCAGAGAUGACUUCAAGAGGCAUGCCCUUAGUUUCAGGCACCUUCAAGUAAACAAAUAUCCAAGAAUCGAUGCACCCGACAACAUAGAAGGUUGACAAACAAGAAAGUUUCUGAAACAUCAGGCUGA
Malus domestica (apple) is the source of this 983-nucleotide messenger RNA. The record is from RefSeq and is a predicted model, not a curated record. Lineage: Eukaryota; Viridiplantae; Streptophyta; Magnoliopsida; Rosales; Rosaceae.